Molecule: messenger RNA, 3126 nt
Organism: Camellia sinensis
Lineage: Eukaryota; Viridiplantae; Streptophyta; Magnoliopsida; Ericales; Theaceae
Source: RefSeq, a predicted model, not a curated record
CCUCUCUAAAUUUUAACAUUGAUGGUAUGAGCCCACGUACACAUGAAUGAAUUUCACGCUGAAUGGUUUCCCUUUCCCCAAACAGAGUUCUUUCGACUGAAAAAGGCGGGAAACCAAUUUCCAGAUAUAUAUAUACAUAUACAUAUACAUAUAAAGGUAUAUAUCAUCGGACCAAGUUCGCCUUUGAUAUUCUCUCCUCCCCGACCCACGCUCUGACGGCGAACUAAGCCAAAUGGAGUCCACUCUAAAGGUUUCUCUUCUUCUCUCUCUUCAUUUUCCUUUCUUAUUUUCUCGAGAAAACCCCUCCGAUCGUUUCUCACAGUGAAAUUCUUCGGUUAUUCGACCUUCCGGCCGUACCAAAAAGAGAUUAUCGAGAAAAUUUUAGAGGGAAGAGAUUGCUUGGUCGUCAUGGCUACUGGAAGUGGCAAAUCAUUGUGCUAUCAGGUUCCUCCAUUGGUUGCAAAAAAGACUGCUGUAGUCAUAAGCCCUCUUUUAUCUUUGAUGCAAGAUCAGGUUAUGGCUUUAAGACAACGGGGCAUUAAAGCUGAGCAUCUCUCGAGUGCUCAAACUGACUCCAGUGUGCAACGCAAUGCUGAGAGUGGUCAAUUUAAUAUUCUGUACAUGACUCCAGAAAAGGCAUGUUCCAUUUCUACCAGCUUCUGGUCAAAUUUACUUAACAUGGGAAUUUGCCUAUUGGCUGUUGAUGAAGCACAUUGCAUUUCGGAAUGGGGUCAUGAUUUCAGGGUGGAAUACAAACAGCUAGGCAACUUGCGCAAUAUUCUUACAAAUGUUCCAUUUGUUGGCUUAACAGCAACUGCUACUGAAAAGGUUAGGAUUGACAUUACCGAUUCCCUGAAGAUGAGAGAUCCUUAUGUCACUAUUGGUUCAUUCGAUCGCAAUAAUCUCUUUUAUGGUGUCAAAUCUUUCAAACGUAGUUCUUCAUUUGUGGAUGAGCUUGUCGGGGAAGUCUCUAAAUGUGUGGCCAAUGCUGGUUCAACUAUUAUAUACUGUACGACUGUCAAAGAUGUUGAACAGAUUUUCAAGUCACUUCUUGAGGCUGGAAUCAAGGCUGGAAUAUAUCAUGGUCAAAUGAACAAUAAAGCUCGGGAGGAGUCGCACAGAUCAUUUAUAAGAGAUGAAUCGGAUGUCAUGGUUGCAACUAUUGCUUUUGGUAUGGGUAUUGAUAAGCCAAAUAUAAGAUAUGUGAUACACUAUGGCUGUCCGAAGAGUUUAGAGUCCUAUUACCAGGAAAGUGGACGAUGUGGUCGAGAUGGUAUAGCUUCUAUGUGUUGGCUUUAUUAUACAAGAGGCGACUUUGGAAAAGCUGACUUCUACUGUGGAGAAGCAAGCUCAGAAAAUCAAAGAAGAGCUAUUAUGGAAUCGUUUAUGGCUGCACAACAUUAUUGUAUGCUGACAACUUGUAGAAGAAAGUUUUUGCUGGACUAUUUUGGGGAAAAAUGUACACCUGACAAAUGCGGAAAUUGUGAUAAUUGCACCACUUCAAGGAACGAGAGUGACAUGUCUAGAGAAGCUUUUCUUUUAAUGGCUUGCAUGCGAGCAUGUGGGGGUAACUGGGGCCUCGGUAUGCCUGUAGAUGUUCUUCGCGGAUCUCGAUCCAAGAAAAUUCUCGAUGCUCAAGUUCGACAAAGCUCCCAUUUCAUGGGCUUGGGAGAGUUAUCAGCAAAUUGGUGGAAAGCACUAGGUUACCAAUUAAUUUCUCAUGGUUAUUUGACUGAGACUAUUAGAGAUGUCUUUAAGUUUGUAUGUGUGAGUCCUAAAGGAAUGCAGUUUCUGAGCUCUUCCAAACCUGAUCAUCAACCUCCAUUGGUUCUGCCGGUGACUGAUGAAUUGUCUGGCAAUGAGAAACCUAGAAACAAGCUAGGUGAAGUUAAAGAGUUCAUUGGUUUGUCUCCUCUGGAAUAUGAGGGUCUGUCAGAGGCUGAGGCACAACUCUAUAAAAUGCUUUUAGAGGAGAGAAUGAAGCUUGCAAGAGCUGUCGGAACUGCUCCAUAUGCUAUAUGUGGUGAUCAAACAUUGAAAAAGAUAGUAUUGACAAGGCCAUCUACUAAAGCGAGGCUAGCAAACAUUGAUGGUGUCAACCAGCACCUCUUGACAAAGUAUGGGGAUCAUUUUCUUCGUAGUAUUCAACGUCUAUCACAAGGGUUGAACCUUUCUUUGGACGACGAUGCAAGCAUACAACCAAAUAUUACAAAACCAGUGUAUACAACACCAAACCAAGAAAGGAAAUUGACACCAGCAAGGUUUGAAGCUUGGAGAAUGUGGCAUGAGGACGGUCUCUCAUUUCAGAAAAUUGCUAAUUUUCCCGGUAGAUCAGCUCCAGUUAAAGAGGACACUGUUAUUGGAUACAUCGUUGAUGCUGCACAAGAAGGAUGUGCAAUUGAUUGGAUCAGAUUCUGUCGGGAGAUUGCACUAACUCGUGAGCUGUUUGCAAAUAUUCAGGCCGCCAUCUUGAAGGUUGGUUCAAAAGACAAGUUGAAGCCUAUCAAAAAUGAGUUGCCAGAAGAGAUAAGUUAUGCACUUAUCAAGGUAUGUUUGGCAAUACAAGAUUUGGGGAUUUCAGCAGAAGUAAUUCCACCAGGUCACUGCAGAGCUGAUGAACAUUCUAAUGUAACAUCAGUGUUACUACCAACAUCCAAUCAUCCAUGCCACACGGAAGGAACUCGUGAAUUUCGAAGAUCAGUUGAGAAUGCUGUUGGUCAUUAUACUGAUGAUCUACUUUCCCCUAGCAAACGACAUAAAGUCAAUGGAAAAGAAGAAAAUUCACUUGCACCGGAGGCAACAGAGAGUUCAAUGUUAAGUUGGCUUGAGAACUACAAAGAUGGGGUUUCCCUAUCUGAUAUUUUGAAGCACUUCAAUGGAUCCACGGAAGAGUCUAUUGUUGAAAUGCUGAGCUGCCUUGAAAGUGAGUUCUUGAUAUUUAAGAAGAAUAACCUGUAUAGGCUUAUGUAAUAUAUGUCAAGCUUGUUUGCCUGAAGCCUUUCUUGUGUAGUUAUAAAACUUCAUUAAUAGAAAGUUUAUGUAGCCAGUAUAACACUUGGCAAAUUCUUAUGGAAGUGACUUCCUUAAUUUGGAAAUUUUUGGUAAAUAUGUUGGCUCUAUGUAAAA